Eptesicus fuscus (big brown bat) is the source of this 7506-nucleotide messenger RNA. It is a transcript of the gene SCN8A, whose product is annotated as sodium voltage-gated channel alpha subunit 8. Gene Ontology annotation, biological process: neuronal action potential; sodium ion transmembrane transport; membrane depolarization during action potential. Gene Ontology annotation, molecular function: voltage-gated sodium channel activity; protein binding. Gene Ontology annotation, cellular component: voltage-gated sodium channel complex; plasma membrane; axon. The transcript is spliced from 25 exons. The record is from RefSeq and is a predicted model, not a curated record. Bases 1 to 5814 code for a protein of 1937 amino acids. NCBI's taxonomy places the organism in Eukaryota, Metazoa, Chordata, Mammalia, Chiroptera, Vespertilionidae.
AUGGCAGGGCGGCUGCUCGCACCACCAGGCCCUGAUAGUUUCAAGCCUUUCACCCCUGAGUCGCUGGCAAACAUCGAGAGGCGCAUUGCCGAGAGCAAGCUUAAGAAACCACCCAAGGGAGACGGCAGUCACCGGGACGACGAUGAGGACAGCAAGCCCAAGCCGAACAGUGACCUGGAAGCCGGGAAGAGCCUGCCUUUCAUCUAUGGGGACAUCCCGCAAGGCCUGGUCGCUGUUCCCCUGGAGGACUUUGACCCAUACUAUUUGACGCAGAAAACCUUUGUAGUAUUAAACAGAGGGAAAACUCUCUUCAGAUUUAGUGCCACGCCUGCCUUGUAUAUUUUAAGUCCUUUUAACCUGAUAAGAAGAAUAGCUAUUAAAAUUUUGAUACAUUCAGUAUUCAGCAUGAUCAUCAUGUGCACUAUUUUGACCAACUGUGUAUUCAUGACUUUCAGUAACCCUCCCGACUGGUCGAAGAAUGUGGAGUACACGUUCACAGGGAUUUAUACAUUUGAAUCACUAGUUAAAAUCAUCGCAAGAGGUUUCUGCAUAGAUGGCUUUACCUUUUUACGGGAUCCAUGGAACUGGUUAGAUUUCAGUGUCAUCAUGAUGGCAUAUGUGACAGAGUUUGUGGACCUGGGCAAUGUCUCAGCGCUGAGAACGUUCAGGGUUCUCCGAGCUUUGAAAACUAUCUCUGUAAUUCCAGGCCUGAAGACCAUUGUGGGUGCCCUGAUUCAGUCCGUGAAGAAGCUGUCGGACGUGAUGAUCCUGACCGUGUUCUGCCUGAGCGUUUUUGCCCUGAUCGGGCUGCAGCUGUUCAUGGGGAACCUGCGGAACAAGUGUGUCGUGUGGCCCAUCAACUUCAACGAGAGCUAUCUUGAGAACGGCACCAAAGGCUUCGACUGGGACGAGUAUAUCAACAAUAUAACAAAUUUUUACACAGUUCCUGGAAUGCUAGAACCUCUACUCUGUGGGAACAGUUCUGAUGCUGGGCAAUGCCCAGAGGGAUACCAGUGUAUGAAAGCAGGAAGGAAUCCCAACUAUGGUUACACAAGCUUUGACACUUUCAGCUGGGCCUUCUUGGCAUUAUUUCGCCUUAUGACCCAGGACUAUUGGGAAAACUUAUAUCAAUUGACUUUACGAGCAGCUGGAAAAACGUACAUGAUCUUCUUCGUCUUGGUCAUCUUUGUGGGUUCUUUCUAUUUGGUGAACUUGAUCUUGGCUGUGGUCGCCAUGGCUUAUGAAGAGCAGAAUCAGGCAACACUGGAGGAGGCAGAGCAGAAAGAGGCUGAAUUCAAAGCAAUGUUGGAGCAACUGAAGAAGCAACAGGAAGAGGCACAGGCUGCUGCGAUGGCCACUUCAGCAGGAACUGUCUCAGAAGAUGCCAUCGAGGAAGAAGGGGAAGAGGGGGAAGGCUCACCGAGGAGCUCCUCUGAACUCUCGAAGCUCAGUUCCAAGAGUGCUAAGGAAAGACGGAACAGGAGGAAGAAGAGGAAGCAAAAGGAACUCUCUGAAGGAGAGGAGAAAGGGGAUCCUGAGAAGGUGUUUAAGUCUGAGUCAGAAGAUGGUAUGAGGAGGAAGGGCUUUCGGCUGCCAGACAACAGGAUCGGGAGGAAGUUUUCCAUCAUGAACCAGUCACUGCUCAGCAUCCCGGGCUCCCCGUUCCUCUCCCGCCACAACAGCAAGAGCAGCAUCUUCAGCUUCAGGGGCCCCGGGCGGUUCCGGGACCCGGGCUCGGAGAACGAGUUCGCGGACGACGAGCACAGCACCGUGGAGGAGAGCGAGGGCCGCCGCGACUCGCUCUUCAUCCCGGUCCGCGCCCGCGAGCGCCGCAGCAGCUACAGCGGCUACAGCGGCUACAGCCAGGGCAGCCGCUCCUCGCGCAUCUUCCCCAGCCUGCGGCGCAGCGUGAAGCGCAACAGCACCGUGGACUGCAACGGCGUGGUGUCCCUCAUCGGCCCCGGCUCCCACAUCGGCGGGCGUCUCCUGCCAGAGGGUACAACUGAAGUGGAAAUUAAGAAGAAAGGUCCUGGAUCACUCUUAGUUUCCAUGGAGCAGCUGGCCUCCUAUGGGCGGAAGGACAGGAUAAACAGUAUACUGAGUGUUGUUACAAAUACACUAGUAGAAGAGCUGGAAGAGUCCCAGAGGAAGUGCCCGCCGUGCUGGUAUAAAUUCGCCAAUACUUUCCUCAUCUGGGAGUGUCACCCCUACUGGAUAAAACUGAAAGAGAUUGUGAACUUGAUCGUUAUGGACCCCUUUGUGGACUUGGCCAUCACCAUCUGCAUCGUCCUGAAUACACUGUUCAUGGCGAUGGAGCACCAUCCUAUGACGCCACAAUUCGAACACGUCUUGUCUGUGGGAAAUCUGGUUUUCACUGGAAUUUUCACAGCGGAAAUGUUUCUGAAGCUCAUAGCCAUGGAUCCCUACUAUUAUUUCCAAGAAGGUUGGAACAUUUUUGACGGAUUUAUUGUCUCCCUCAGUUUAAUGGAACUGAGUCUAGCAGAUGUGGAGGGGCUUUCGGUGCUGCGAUCUUUCCGAUUGCUCCGAGUCUUCAAAUUGGCCAAAUCCUGGCCCACCCUGAACAUGCUGAUUAAGAUUAUUGGAAAUUCAGUUGGUGCCCUGGGCAACCUGACGCUGGUGCUGGCCAUUAUUGUCUUCAUCUUUGCUGUGGUGGGGAUGCAGCUCUUCGGAAAGAGCUACAAAGAGUGUGUCUGCAAGAUCAACCAGGACUGUGAACUCCCUCGGUGGCACAUGCAUGACUUUUUUCAUUCCUUCCUCAUUGUCUUUCGAGUGUUGUGCGGGGAGUGGAUCGAGACCAUGUGGGACUGCAUGGAGGUGGCAGGCCAGGCCAUGUGCCUCAUUGUCUUCAUGAUGGUCAUGGUUAUUGGCAACUUGGUGGUGCUGAACCUGUUUCUGGCCUUGCUCCUGAGCUCCUUCAGUGCAGACAAUCUGGCAGCCACGGAUGAUGAUGGGGAAAUGAACAACCUACAGAUCUCAGUCAUCCGUAUCAAGAAGGGUGUGGCUUGGACCAAAGUGAAAGUGCAUGCCUUCAUGCAGGCCCACUUCAAGCAGCGUGAGGCCGAUGAAGUGAAACCUCUGGACGAGUACGAUAAGAAGGCCAACUGCAUCGCCAACCACACUGGUGCAGACAUCCACCGGAAUGGUGACUUCCAGAAGAAUGGCAAUGGCACCACCAGUGGCAUUGGCAGCAGCGUGGAGAAGUACAUUAUUGAUGAGGACCACAUGUCCUUCAUCAACAACCCUAACUUAACUGUGCGGGUGCCCAUUGCUGUAGGCGAGUCCGAUUUUGAGAACGUCAACACAGAGGACGUUAGCAGCGAAUCAGAUCCUGAAGGCAGCAAAGAUAAACUGGAUGAUACUAGCUCCUCUGAAGGAAGUACCAUUGAUAUCAAGCCAGAAGUAGAAGAGGUCCCAGUGGAACAGCCUGAGGAAUACUUGGACCCAGAAGCUUGCUUCACAGAAGGUUGUGUCCGGCGAUUCAAGUGCUGCACUGUCAACAUCGAAGAAGGCCUGGGCAAGUCUUGGUGGAUCCUGCGGAAAACAUGCUUCCUCAUUGUAGAGCACAAUUGGUUUGAGACCUUCAUCAUCUUCAUGAUUCUGCUCAGCAGUGGCGCCCUGGCCUUCGAGGACAUCUACAUAGAGCAGAGGAGGACCAUCCGGACCGUGCUGGAGUACGCUGACAAAGUCUUCACCUAUAUCUUCAUCCUGGAGAUGCUGCUCAAGUGGACAGCCUAUGGUUUCGUCAAGUUCUUCACCAACGCCUGGUGCUGGCUGGACUUCCUCAUUGUGGCUGUGGUGGUGAAUGCCUUGGUGGGCGCCAUCCCCUCCAUCAUGAAUGUGCUGCUGGUGUGUCUCAUCUUCUGGCUGAUUUUCAGCAUCAUGGGAGUUAACCUCUUUGCGGGAAAGUACCACUACUGCUUUAACGAGACUUCCGAAGAGCGAUUUGAAAUUGAAAUCGUCAACAAUAAAACUGAUUGUGAAAAGCUCAUGGAGGGGAACAAUACAGAAAUCAGAUGGAAGAACGUGAAGAUCAACUUUGACAACGUUGGGGCAGGAUACCUGGCGCUUCUUCAGGUGGCAACCUUCAAAGGCUGGAUGGACAUCAUGUAUGCAGCUGUAGAUUCCCGGAAGCCUGAGGAGCAGCCUAAGUAUGAGGACAACAUCUACAUGUACAUCUACUUUGUCAUCUUCAUCAUCUUCGGCUCCUUCUUCACCCUGAACCUGUUCAUUGGUGUCAUCAUUGAUAACUUCAAUCAACAAAAGAAAAAGUUUGGAGGUCAGGACAUCUUCAUGACGGAAGAACAGAAGAAGUACUACAAUGCCAUGAAAAAGCUGGGCUCGAAGAAACCACAGAAACCCAUCCCCCGCCCCGUGAACAAAAUCCAAGGUAUCGUCUUUGAUUUUGUCACUCAACAAGCCUUUGACAUUGUUAUCAUGAUGCUCAUCUGCCUUAACAUGGUGACGAUGAUGGUGGAGACAGAUACGCAGAGCAAGCAGAUGGAGAACAUCCUCUACUGGAUUAACCUGGUCUUCGUCAUCUUCUUCACCUGUGAGUGUGUGCUCAAAAUGUUCGCCCUGAGGCACUACUACUUCACCAUUGGCUGGAACAUCUUCGACUUCGUGGUCGUCAUCCUCUCCAUUGUGGGAAUGUUCCUGGCUGAUAUAAUUGAGAAAUACUUUGUUUCCCCAACCCUAUUCCGAGUCAUCCGAUUGGCCCGUAUUGGGCGCAUCUUGCGUCUGAUCAAAGGCGCCAAAGGGAUUCGGACCCUGCUCUUUGCCUUAAUGAUGUCCUUGCCUGCUCUGUUCAACAUCGGCCUUCUGCUCUUCCUGGUCAUGUUCAUCUUCUCCAUCUUUGGGAUGUCCAAUUUUGCAUAUGUGAAGCACGAGGCUGGCAUUGACGACAUGUUCAACUUUGAGACAUUUGGCAAUAGCAUGAUCUGCCUGUUCCAGAUCACAACCUCAGCUGGGUGGGAUGGCCUGCUGCUGCCCAUCCUGAACCGCCCCCCUGACUGCAGCCUGGACAAGGAACACCCUGGGAGUGGCUUUAAGGGAGACUGCGGGAACCCCUCAGUGGGCAUCUUCUUCUUUGUAAGCUACAUCAUCAUCUCCUUCCUAAUUGUUGUGAACAUGUACAUUGCCAUCAUCUUGGAGAACUUCAGUGUAGCCACAGAGGAGAGCGCAGACCCUCUGAGUGAGGACGACUUUGAGACCUUCUACGAGAUCUGGGAGAAGUUUGACCCGGAUGCCACCCAGUUCAUCGAGUACUGUAAGCUGGCGGACUUUGCAGACGCCCUGGAGCAUCCUCUCCGAGUGCCCAAGCCCAACACCAUCGAGCUCAUCGCCAUGGACCUGCCCAUGGUCAGCGGGGAUCGCAUCCACUGCUUGGACAUCCUUUUUGCCUUCACCAAGCGGGUCCUGGGAGACAGCGGGGAGUUGGACAUCCUUCGACAGCAGAUGGAGGAGCGGUUCGUGGCGUCCAAUCCUUCCAAAGUGUCUUACGAGCCCAUCACAACCACCCUGCGGCGCAAGCAGGAAGAGGUGUCGGCCGUGGUCCUGCAGCGCGCCUACCGGGGACAUUUAGCAAGGCGGGGCUUCAUUUGCAAAAAGACAGCUUCCAGUAAGCUGGAGAACGGAGGCACACACCCGGAGAAAAAGGAGAGCACCCCGUCUACCGCCUCCCUGCCCUCCUACGACAGUGUGACUAAACCCGAGAAGGAGAAACAGCAGCGGGCAGAGGAAGGGAGACGGGAAAGAGCCAAAAGGCAGAAAGAGGUCAGAGAAUCCAAGUGCUAGAGGGAAGCAGAAGUUGAAUAUUGUACAGAUUUAGAAUUUGCAAGUGAAAGAUUGUUUACACACUUCCUGAAUCAUUAUCAGUGCAGAACAGCUAUGGAGACACUUUACCCUGAAGAUCUAUACCAAACGUAGUCUGCUUACCAUGUAACAUGGUUGCAUCUUGAGCAGUGACCUGCCCAGGGCAAAGGACCCUGCCCCCUGACUCACAGAUUUUUCUAACGCUUGGGCAGGUGGUUACUGCAUGUUCCACAUCAGUCAAUGCAACUUAGGACAAAACUACACAGGACACAAAAACAGAGGAGAGGCUGCCGGGACCAGCAUAUUUCCGUUGCAGCCACAAAUGGAUUUUAUUUUUUUCAUUUUGUUGAUUCUCAGAAGCAGAAAGUACCACUUUAAAAGUUCGUUUGUUCAUGCAAACUGUAUUUGCAUUCCUACAUUAGUCAAGCUAAGCAGCAAAAGAAAACACACACACACACUCACACUCACAGUUAGCCCAUGUCAUUGUCAGUUUCUUUGACAUAAACCGCAUCUUCUCCACACGGGCCGCACGUGGUUUGGAGAUGGGUGGGGGGAAACAACCAGGUUUCUUCAGGCUGAGGAGGACUUGCUCAGGCCGAUCCCAAACAUUGUGCUCGUUCAGUGCGUGGAAAUGAUUUGCAUGAUGGCAUGCCGUGACCAGAAGUCGUGCAUGAGAACCAUACACCACAGGACGCUACUGAUCCUGUCCCCUGCACUGGGCCAGCCUUCGGACAGGACCCAGCCCUGCACCGUUCACUGUAUUUGGGGGAAAAAAAUGGUAAGAGUCCCACACCCACCAUAAUUCUCUAUGAAUUCUUAGAAGCCUUUCAUACACCUGAUAGGGAAACAUAACCAACCAAUUGACCACUUCCAACAAAAACAGACCCAGUCCAACAAGCAGAUGGAUCCGUGUGUGUACAUGUUUAACAGACAUCUCUUACAGCCAUUGUUGCACAUUUUGAAAGAUGAACUGUUUAAUGCUGCUCUGUGUCCCGUACGUGGGGAAAUUUUGAUCUCAAAUGGCUUGUAUUAAUAAUGUCACUGUAAUACCAAAUCCUAGGGCUAAACACAAAAAUCAAAAGUUCGUUUGGAGAACUGACGCUUAUUUGGGAUAGAGGUAAAAAUGCUACUCAAAGUAGCAUGUUAUCUCGAGGGGGUGAUUCGGGGAACGUACAGCACCUUUCGUUGGGGGUUAAGGGGUGCUCACUUCAUUGGGUAUCAUGUCCUUCUGCAUCGAGGCUUCCUCUGGGUGCGGGUUCGCAUGGAGAGGGGUUCAGAGGUUCUGAACAGGCCUCCCUUCUACAGAGGGGCUGUCCCAAGCUCACACACUGCAUGAUUCCUCUCCCCUCCAUCACAUUUUCUACGGAGCAGGGCUUCCCUUACCCACAGAGGUGGGCGAGGGCAGCAGCCCUGGGGCUGCGGCUGUGGUUUCUUUCAUGUAUUGUUAGAAUAACUCAUCACUGGUGGGACCUGAGGUAGCGAUGGAGCCUCCUCUGAACCAAGCCCGCUUGGUUUCUUUCUUGCACUGAUUCUCACAAGAAAGCAGCUUAAUAUUUAUUCUUAAGAUGUUCCAGCUUCCCCCAGCGCAUUCCUUUCCAGCCAGUUUUGCUAUCUGCUUAGCAACCUGCUCAUUGCCAUCGGAGAGCGGCUUCUGGGGCGGGGGGCGGGGGGGGC